Molecule: messenger RNA, 3887 nt
Organism: Chrysoperla carnea
Lineage: Eukaryota; Metazoa; Arthropoda; Insecta; Neuroptera; Chrysopidae
Gene: tgo
Product: aryl hydrocarbon receptor nuclear translocator homolog
Exons: 2
Coding region: 164-2170 (668 amino acids)
Biological process (GO): regulation of transcription by RNA polymerase II
Cellular component (GO): cytoplasm; aryl hydrocarbon receptor complex; nucleus
Molecular function (GO): DNA-binding transcription factor activity, RNA polymerase II-specific; protein dimerization activity; RNA polymerase II cis-regulatory region sequence-specific DNA binding
Source: RefSeq, a predicted model, not a curated record
GGUUAUUCACGAAUUAUUUAAUGUGAAUAAUAAUACAAAUCUAUUUACUAUGAUAAAAAAUAUAAUACAACAACUGUCAUCAAUCAGUUUGAGGUUAUGUCUUAAAUUCUGAUGUAAAAAAAACGUAAAUAGUUUUGAAUGAUCCUGUUUUAAAUAUUAGCAAAUGUCUACGGUGUCAUAUUCAAUACCAGGACAUAAUUUAAAUAAUCACAAACGCCGUGUGAGCAGUGGAAGUGUUGCAUCUAAUGAAGACGUAGUUCAUAAUCGUAACACGAAAUAUCAACGCACAAGAAUGGAGGAAGAAAAUAUUCAAGAUAAAGAACGUUUUGCAAGUAGAGAAAAUCAUUGUGAGAUUGAACGACGUCGACGUAAUAAAAUGACUGCAUAUAUUACGGAAUUAUCUGAUAUGGUGCCAACAUGUAGUGCAUUAGCCCGAAAACCUGAUAAAUUAACUAUACUUCGAAUGGCUGUAGCACAUAUGAAAAAUCUUCGAGGGACAGGUAACAGAAGUACAGAUGAGCAUUAUAAACCCGCGUUUUUAACUGAUCAAGAACUAAAGCACUUAAUACUAGAGGCAGCUGAUGGCUUCUUAUUUGUUGUAAGUUGUGAUACUGGCCGAAUUAUAUAUGUGUCGGAUUCAGUUGCUCCAGUUUUAAAUUAUCAUCAAAGUGACUGGUAUGGUUCGUGUAUUUACGAUAAUAUCCACCCCGAAGACGUUGAUAAAGUACGUGAACAAUUAUCAACACAAGAACCUCAGAAUACUGGACGGAUUUUAGAUUUAAAGACAGGCACAGUGAAAAAAGAUGGCCAUCAAAGUUCAAUGAGACUAUGUAUGGGAUCCAGACGUGGUUUCAUUUGUCGAAUGAAAGUUGGUGAUAUUGCUGCUGAAAAUAUGGCGUUUGGUCACUUGAAUCGGCUUAAACAACGAAAUAGUCUUGGACCGACUCGUGAUGGGCAAAAUUAUGCAGUCGUCCAUUGUACAGGAUAUAUAAAAAAUUGGCCACCGACAGAUAUGUUUCCUGGAGUUGAUGAUGACCUUCAUAAUUCAACACAUUGUUGCCUCGUUGCAAUUGGCAGACUUCAGGUUACAUCAUCUCCAAACACUAGUGACCUUUCUGGAUCAAAUAACAACAGUGAAUUUAUAUCAAGACAUUCAAUGGAAGGAAAAUUUACAUUCGUUGAUCAAAGAGUAAUGGGUAUUUUAGGAUAUUCGCCACCCGAACUACUUGGUAAAAGUUGUUUUGAUUUCUUCCACCCAGAAGAUCAAACACAUAUGAAAGAGAGCUUCGAUCAAGUAUUAAAAUUAAAAGGACAAGUAAUGUCUGUAAUGUAUCGAUUCCGUAUAAAGAGUCGUGAAUGGAUUUGGCUUCGUACAUCAGCCUUUGCAUUCUUAAAUCCAUAUACUGACGAGAUUGAAUAUAUAAUUUGUACAAAUACCACAGCAAAAUCGUUACAUAAUACCGGUGGUCCAGAAAGUACAGUUAUACAAACUGAACCGAAUUCAGGUACAGAACAAAUUAGCUAUCAGUCUCAAGUGCCCUCCGGAUUGGGUUUAGAUUAUAGUUUACAAACUCGACGUGAUCCUACGCCAAUGUAUACUUCACAUAUGAUUACAGCACCUGUUACACAUAAUUUACAACAAUCCCGUCCAGCUAGCAAUCAACAAAAUGUAUAUGGUACCUAUGAGCCGACUCCAAGUCCCAUUACUUAUGGAUCACCUUCUCAAGUCCCACAAAAUACUGGUAGAAUGUCCAAAAAUAGAUCGAGUAGUCCGGGGCCAAUACAAGCUCAAAGUGCUUGGCGACAAACGGUUGUUACAGAAGGUUAUCAGUACAGUCAACUGAAUCCAAGUCCAACUAGUAGAUCAUCUCCGGGAGGUGGAGGUCCAACUUAUACUCAAUUGAGUGGUGGUACAAGAGUAUCACCAUAUCAAACAACUGGUGUACCUCCAGCUCAACCGACACAAGGUGGGCAUGGUAUGUGGACAUGGCCACAACAAGCCGGUCCAGGGAAUCAAACGUCCGAUGCAGUGACACCAGUAACAGGUGCACCAGUACAAACAGGAGCUAAUGGUGGGCAUGAUAUGACAGAUAUGUUGCAAAUGUUAUCAGAUCCUGGAGCAGCAUCUACUUUUGAAGAUUUAAAUAUGUUUAAUACAAACUUUGAGUGAAUUUAUAAAAAAUGAUUCACGUGUUAAUAUAAAUUUUAGUUCAAGUGGAUUAUGCUUAAAGUUAGUUCAUAAGCUGCAACUCCUAAUAUUAGCGCACAUAAUUCUUUUUAAGUGGAGAACGCCUAAAACUUUGUAAUGUAAUUCAUAUUUUAAAGUAUUUUUAAUUUUUAAUUAUGAUAACGAUAUGAAUAAUCCCGUAAGAAAUAUAGUUUUUUUUAAGUGAUAAAUAAUGAAUUUUUUUUAAGUGAUGAUAUGUAUACAUUUAUAAUAUCACAAGGAAAUCAAGUGAUUCAAUCCCGUGUCCAGGUGUAAUGACUAUAACUAUCGAAUAUUUGAGAAUCUACAUUGAUCAAAUGCCAUUUCUGAAAUCGCUGUUUUCUCGGAGCUAUUAUUUAUCAGAAUCAAAAACAAUAUAUGUACUUAAAUUCUUUAUUAAACUCAAGUUAUCGGAAAACCAAAAUUAGAUCAAUAUUUUAUCAGAAAAUUAAACAACGUACGAUUGAAUUAUAUAAGAAGAAUAUAAUUUUAAAAUAUCUAAAUUAUUUACAGCUCUUAUAGGCAGAUAAAAAUAUUCCUCAAUGUUUAUAAAGGCGCUUACAGCUUUUAUAUGUAAAUUGGUUUUCACUUAAUAUUUCUGAGAUUAUUGAUUUUGAAAGAUCUGGAUCACAAAUGAGAUCAUGAUGUCAAAUAUAAAUCAAAUUUUGAGUAAAAGCCAAUCUAAAUAUAAAAACUGUCCCGGGCCCUUAUUUAUAUUAUUUUUUAUAAAAAAAAUCAGUACCGCUUUCUUAUUAAGAUAAGCAAAAUGUCAAAUUUAAGAUACCCCACUUUAAGUAGACAUUUCGCUUCAGUACAAUUGUGCUGAUUUGUGAAUAAGCGUACAAUUGGGCUUUUUUCCCUUAAAAAACAACCAAUUUGCACUGUGGUAAUACUCGUCUAUAUACAAAUCUCCAUAUUUCCUGUGAUACAAAAUUUUAAAAUAUUUUAUAUUUACUGAAAUUUAGCUUUUGCAAUAACUUUUUUACAAUUCAGUAUUCUUCAUUUGACCAUUUUUCUUAAUCAUUAUGAAUUUUUAAGUUUAAGCAUUUUAAGUGUGUAAUAUAUUAGUUGACAAAACGAAACAUUUAAUCAAUGGAAUAUGUCUGUAACAGUUAUAGAGAAAACCAUUUCACGUGUUAUAUACCAGAUAAACAUUAGAUACUUUGUUCAUGAUAAUUUUAAAUUUUUUCUAAAAAACUUGUAUCGUUCGACUUCAGGUAUUACUUAUGUUCUUAUUGAUGCUAAGGGGUACUUUCUUGUAGGUGUAUAAUAUUUAACAAUAUUUUACUUUUCACUUUAAGCUUUAUUUUGUCAAGUCUCACUGAAUCAAUUUUUAAUCAAUAAGAUACUCACCCAUUAAAAAGUUUUAUUUUUCCGCUUGUGUUUUAUUACAUCGAUGAAAUAAAAUAGUAUCCGGCCUUUCCCAUAAUUAUGUUGUCCAUAGUACUGCGCCUAUUUAUCGGCAUAAUAACAAUCAAAUAGGCAUGCUUGUAAUUUAUAUUAAUUAUGAAAUGAGAAUUUAUCACUUUCUCGGUUUUAGUGUAGGAACCUUCCUAUUUUUUAUUAUACGAAGCUCUGCAAAAAAUCACGUUUCAUGUCCUAAUCUAAAGCAUUUUUUAUUUUCUAUGCAAUGUUUACAAAAAAUAGCCAUAUUGUUACACCAUCUUUGAUCAUGGCGAUC